CCUCGCCCCCGCCCCCCUCGGUCGCAGAAGUAGCAGUUAGCUACAGGCUACAGUCAUCGCCCGGAGCUGGGGCUCUAGCUGGCAGCCAGACCCCGCGGAGCUUAGCUUCGAGUUCUGCGCUCCCGAGGCCGCUCCACUUCCCUUUCUUCCCCCCUGCCCUUUCCCACCUCCCGCCACCCCCACCCCUCCUUGCGUCAUUCAAGACUCAUCCACUCCCCAGCCUAUCCCCGCCUCCCCACACCUUUGACUGACCUACUACGAGAUCCUUUACCGGGCCUCGCCCUCUCCCCCCCUCCGCAGCCCCGGGGUCUCGCGCUUCUCUGUCCACGCGUGUCUCACCUCGCGCUCUGGGCUCGGGCCUCCACGAGCGAAUCCUUUCCCCAUCUGGCACCGGUCCUGUAGCCCUGCGCGACCUCCCUACAUGACACCCGGCUGAGGGUCGGCGAUGGAGGGAGACUGUGUAGAAUCGCUAGUUACUAUUAAGAAUAUUGAACGAGAGCUCAUCUGCCCAGCAUGCAAGGAACUAUUUACCCAUCCAUUGAUCCUUCCCUGUCAGCACAGUAUCUGUCAUAAAUGUGUUAAAGAACUUCUUUUACUGACACUUGAUGAUUCAUUUAAUGAUGUGGCAUCAGAGAGCUCCUGUCAAAGUAGCCCUCGGCUUCGAGUCCAGUCUCCUAGUAUGGAUAAAAUUGACAGAAUUAACAGAGCAGGAAUGAUCAAUUAUUCAGGCUGGAAACGCAGCUCAUUGACUCCUAGGACGACCACUUUUCCCUGCCCUGGUUGUGAGCAUGAUAUUGACCUGGGAGAGCGUGGAAUCAAUGGUUUGUUUCGAAAUUUCACUUUGGAAACGAUUGUGGAACGAUACCGACAGGCAGCCAGGGCAGCUACAGCCAUUAUGUGUGACCUCUGCAAACCUCCACCUCAAGAAUCCACUAAAAGUUGUAUGGACUGCAGUGCAAGCUACUGUAAUGAAUGCUUCAAAAUAUAUCAUCCUUGGGGCACUGUAAAAGCUCAACAUGAGUAUGUAGGCCCAACCACUAAUUUUAGACCUAAGAUUUUAAUGUGCCCUGAACAUGAAAUGGAGAGAGUAAACAUGUACUGUGAAUUAUGUAGAAGACCAGUUUGUCAUCUCUGUAAGUUAGGUGGUAAUCAUUCAAACCAUCGGGUAACCACCAUUAGCAGUGCCUAUAAAACCUUAAAGGAAAAACUUUCAAAGGACAUUGAUUACCUUAUUGGCAAAGAGGGCCAAGUUAGAAGCCAGAUAUCAGAACUGAAUUUGCUAAUGAAAGAAACAGAGUGCAAUGGAGAGAGGGCUAAAGAAGAAGCAGCUUCACAUUUUAAUAAACUCUUUGAAGUUCUGGAAGAGAAGAAAUCGUCUAUUAUAAAAGCAAUUGAUGUUUCAAAGAAAUUAAGAUUAGACAAGUUCCAGACCCAAAUGGAAGAAUAUCAGGGACUUUUGGAAAAUAAUGGACUUGUAGGAUAUGCUCAAGAAGUACUUAAAGAGACAGAUCAGUCUUGCUUUGUUCAAACAGCAAAACAACUCCACCUCAGAAUCCAAAAAGCUACUGAGUCUUUGAAGACCUUCAGGCCAGCAGCUCAAACGUCUUUUGAAGACUAUGUUGUUGAUGCAUCUAAACAAGAAGAACUUCUUGGAGAAUUAGCUUUUUUCUCUAAUGGUGUAGAUAUACCAGAGAUCAAUGAAGAACAGAGCAAAAUAUAUAAUAAAGCCUUGAUAAGCUGGCAUCAUCCUGAAAAGAAGAAUAAAGCUGAUAGUUAUAUUCUUGAAUAUCGAAAGAUUAGUAGAGAAGAAGAAAUGUUAACCUGGAGUGAGACAGAGGUCUAUGGUACCAGUAAAGUAAUUUCUGAUCUUGAAAGUAACAGUAGCUAUGCCUUCAGAGUGAGAGGAUAUAAAGGUUCAGUCUGUAGUCCUUGCAGCAGAGAAGUGAUUCUACAUACUCCUCCAGCUCCAGUUUUUAGUUUUCUCUUUGAUGAAAAAUGUGGAUAUAACAAUGAACAUCUGUUGCUGAAUCUAAAGAGAGAUCGUGUGGACAGUAGGGCUGGAUUUUCUCUUCUGCUUGCUGCUGAACGUGUCCAAGUGGGUUGUUAUACAAGCUUAGAUUAUAUCAUUGGAGACACUGGAAUCACCAAAGGAAAACACUUUUGGGCUUUACGUGUGGAACCAUAUUCAUACAUGGUUAAAGUGGGAGUUGCUUCCAAUGAUAAACUACAAGAAUGGCUCCACAAUCCUCGUGAUAUAAGUAGCCCAAGAUAUGAGCAAGAUAGCGGUCAUGACAGUGGAAGUGAAGAUACCUGCUUUGACUCAGCACAGCCCUUUACAUUAGUUACUAUAGGCAUGAAGAAAUUUUUUGUCCCCAAGUCACCUACUUCUUCCAGUGAACCUGAAAAUAGAGUUCUUCCCAUGCCAACAUGUAUAGGAAUUUUCCUCGACUAUGAUAAAGGCAAAGUUGGGUUUUAUGAUGCAGAUCACAUGAAAUGCCUUUAUGAGCGUCAAGUGGACUGCUCAGGUACAAUGUAUCCUGCAUUUGCAUUAAUGGGAAGUGGAGGAAUUCAGCUUGAAGAAACCAUCACAGCAAAGUAUCUGGAAUACCAAAAUGACAUGUAGUACAAAGAUCUUCUAAUGCUGCUUAGGAUGAGAAAUGUGAGCAAAAGAAUGCAUUAACAGUCAGAACUAAUUACAUAUCUCCUAAGUGCUUUUGCCAUG
Sarcophilus harrisii (Tasmanian devil) is the source of this 2722-nucleotide messenger RNA. RefSeq names its product tripartite motif containing 36 (gene TRIM36). The record is from RefSeq and is a predicted model, not a curated record. Bases 446 to 2623 code for a protein of 725 amino acids. Gene Ontology annotation, molecular function: zinc ion binding; protein binding. The transcript has 10 exons. Lineage: Eukaryota; Metazoa; Chordata; Mammalia; Dasyuromorphia; Dasyuridae.